Messenger RNA from Aspergillus chevalieri, 813 nucleotides. RefSeq names its product mitochondrial 37S ribosomal protein mS23 (gene rsm25). Gene Ontology annotation, molecular function: structural constituent of ribosome. NCBI's taxonomy places the organism in Eukaryota, Fungi, Ascomycota, Eurotiomycetes, Eurotiales, Aspergillaceae. Bases 1 to 813 code for a protein of 270 amino acids. The record is from RefSeq and is a predicted model, not a curated record. The transcript has 2 exons. Gene Ontology annotation, cellular component: mitochondrial small ribosomal subunit.
AUGGGCAAACUCAACCUCACAGCCCUUCGGGUGCGGCAGACGGCCAUCAACCAAGCAGCAGCCGGCAAGAUCAAGAGACUUCCGCAAUGGGUUGAUGUAGUGGGCGAUAUCCCUCCAGCGCAGGUUCUUGUGCGGAACCAAGCACCACAGCACCAGCUCUUCCGGCAGCGAAUCAAGACGGAUCGCGAGACUGGCAAACAGAAUGUUGUUUUCCAGGCCCAAGAAAAGAGAGUGAAGCCGAAGAAAGCUAGUCGGCUGUUCCAGCCCGUUGAGAUGAGAUUCGAAGAAGACCAGCUGCGAAAGGAGUUUUACCGGGACCACCCUUGGGAACUUGCGAGACCCCGCGUCCUUGUUGAAACAUCUGGUAAAGACUUUGAGAAACACAAUUGGAGACGGAUCCAGCAGCCAGGGAAGAAACUGGAUGGUGAAAGUGUGGUCCAACGUCAACUCUGGCUUUUGAAUAACGUCCCGGAUAUAACCAAGACUGAAGCUUAUGACAUUGCCCGCCGUGAAUUCUACCGACUCCGCUUACAAGAAGACAUCGAACGACGGGUUGCUGCUGAAGAGGCCGAGGCAACCGGCGCAGAAUUCCAACCUAGGAUGCUUGAUCUUGGUAUGGAAUUGGAGAACGAGGAAUUCGAGCGAUGGAAGGAGUGGGCCCAGAUGGAGGCUCAGCUCUUGAACCAGAAAGCAGCGUCCUUUAGCGGUGCCCCGGAAAGCGCGGAUAGCGAGGAUGCGGCUGUAUUGGAUGAAGGUGUGGAAGAGGGUGCUACAGUGACCGCGGAGCCUACACCUCGACGUAGUGCUCUCUGA